Synchiropus splendidus (mandarinfish) is the source of this 13390-nucleotide messenger RNA. Its product is annotated as dynein axonemal heavy chain 6-like. Bases 456 to 12563 code for a protein of 4035 amino acids. The record is from RefSeq and is a predicted model, not a curated record. Lineage: Eukaryota; Metazoa; Chordata; Actinopteri; Syngnathiformes; Callionymidae. Gene Ontology annotation, molecular function: ATP binding; dynein intermediate chain binding; ATP hydrolysis activity. Gene Ontology annotation, cellular component: dynein complex. The transcript has 82 exons. Gene Ontology annotation, biological process: microtubule-based movement.
CUGUUCCUACUUCACUCCAUGGUUUUCAUUCAGGUGAGUUUUUGCCUUGCGCUUCUGCAGCUGAACAACACACGGAAGUCUCUUUAACUCCAGUAUUUUUAUUUUACUUAAGACAUAACUUCGCUUCAGUUUCAUUUUGCUUUUGUCCGUCGGUUUCGCGAGUGUUUAGCUGCAAAUGUCACCAUGACAACACGUACACACAGGGUCCGGGGACGUGUUCACUGGUGAACACCGUGCUUUGCUGUUGCCAACAUCAUGACUUUCUGAGAUGAGCGGAGUUCAUUCCGACAUCGACGAGCCAGACGCCUGUAAGGUGUGGAGCCAGUGAGCGUCCAUUUUGGAAGGUUGUUGUCCAACCAUGGCAUCUGUCUGCAGAAGAGGUCUGACUUGCCUACCUUCAAUUCCAAUCCGCAAACCUCCUUAGAAGAAAUAACCUUCUUAGUGUCAGAUGCACAAUGUCAGAGUCUUCCCAGGAUUCUCAAAGCACAAUGGGCAGCAAAGAUGAUGAUGAAGAAGAGUCUUCAGGGUCGCAGACCAAGCUUCCCAAACUGGAUUCUCAGUCUUUUGUACCGAGACCUCCAUCUUAUUCUAAAGAGACACAGGUUGUUUUAAAAAGACGUGUUGUUCGGAAAAUGCCCAUUAAGCAACACCGCACAAUCCAAGAGGGUAUGUAUUCUCCUGCUUGGUACACAGCCCUUCCACCCAAGCAGCGGGAGCCCCUCCAACUACCUACCAUACCGUCCACCUCUAAGGAUCCAACCUCUACCACUUUACCCUCUGAAAAACCUUUCCCUACCAAGAGUUCUGAAGAUACUGACCUCCACAAGUUCAGUCAAGAACACAAUAUGAAGAUCUGCUACGGAGGUGUGAUAUCCAUGUCCAAGGACGAGUCCGACUUUGUGACCCACGAGCGCUGGAACAAGGAGUACGACUAUCACUGCAAGCUCAGUCGCAUCUCUUUCUUUUCCCUCUUCAAAAAGUGGAAACCUUUUUAUAUCUGGCGGAAAAACGUUCGCACAAAGAAGCUUCUGGUGGCCAGGAAUAUCCUCCAAAAAAGUUUAUUCAUAGUAAACAAGUAUCUCAGUCCUGCACUGGUGGAAAUACGCAGAAUGUGUUGCCAAAUCAGCGAGACAGACUUGUGCCACUUGGAAGGAAGACAUACAUACACGCUGACUGAGUUCCAGAAUACCCAGUAUGCAAAGCAGCAGGAGGUACUAGCUGACCUGUCGAGGUUCCGAGAGCUUGUGAAAGAAGUAACACUUUGUUCCUGCCGUAGCUACUUGUCAGAUCCUGAAUGCCAGUCUAUUACUCCAGACAUUGUGAAAAGUCCUAUUCUAUUGGAGAUAAGCAAGACUUAUCUAUGUCAACAAAUCAUCUGUUUCAUCCGUCUCGUUGACUACAUGGUCGCCAACACUUUACACAUGUUGGUGGUGAAUGAAGUUGGGAAACUGCUGGAGACCCUCCAGGAGCAGCUCAGUCAUAAUCCCUGUCCUGCCACAAUAAAAAGCUGGGGUCGGCAAGUCAAAGCAGGGUCGGAAUGGACCGACACUGAGCCGGUGGAAGCUAGUGCAGCCGUCGGAAAACCACUGUUCAUGUCCCAACUGGUGCUGGAUGUAAAUGCCUUGACAUACAAACCGUCCAAAGAGAUAUUUCAGGAGGCUUUAGAGGAUAUUAUCUGGCAGUAUGGGGACACUGUACUGACAGUCAAAACACUGACGGAAGAUGGAGAUCUAAGAUCACUUACCCAUGAGGUAUCAGAAAGUAAAUUUCAAGUUGGUCCAAGUUUGAAAUCUAUAAUAGAGAACGGUCACCUCCGCAGCAUCAUCAGAGACAUCAGAGAAACAUUUCAGUGCGCCUUUGACGUCGCUGAAAUGUAUUCGAGCACAUUUGAGCAUUUCCAACAGUUUUAUAAGGAGAAUGAGAGUCUGAAUAUGGAAACGCUUCGGCAACAGGAGCAUGGCCUGGAUUUCUUUGGAAAGUCGCUUGAGUUGUACCACAGCGAGCACAAACUGGCCUUGGCCAUACGUAAGACCCGUCAUCUCGGCUUGCUGCUUGUCGACAAGAAACAACUGAGACGAAAGCUUGUAACUUCGCCCCUGCGCUGCUUGGAUGUCGUUAAUGAGAUGCUCACUCAGCUGGCUAAAAGGAAGCUGGACGCUGUUAUAGCCGAAGCUUGCGAGGCCCAGUUUAACCUCGAGCACACUCCCAAUACCACAACAGAGCUUGCCAACUACUUGAUGCUCCUGGAUCAAAUUCAAGACCGGAUUCCAUUCCUUGAGGAGGAGGAGGAGACUGUUCAUCAGAUGUACAAUCUCAUUAAGCAGUAUUCGGUCCCUGCUCCACCCGAGGACCUUGUUCUUUUUGAGACGAUGCAGAGCACCAUUAACUCUUUAAAUUCCAUUGUUAACAAGGCUGCAUCAAAGAGGGACGCUAACUUGGAAAUUCUCUGUAGCUCCCUGCAGAAUGACAUCAUAGAACUGAACUGCAAGGUCGGGAAAGUGAAGCAUAAGUCAAAGGAUCGAAGAAUCCUUGACAUCAAUUCAAAUGUUGCAGAAGUUCACACACUGCUGGAUGACAUCCAGGUUUCUGUAGAUGAGCUGCAGGCGCAAGCUUCUGCCUUCAAGUCGUACCAGAAAAAAUUCAAGGUGGAGGUGACCAGGUUUGACGCUCUGGAUGAGUUAACGUCAGAGUUCCGACUGAUGCAGCUCCUCUGGAAAUCUCUCGAGGAAUGGGACAUUUUGCAGGCUGAAUGGACUGAGUCUAAACUGGAGGACUUAGACUUGGAACAGCUGACCUCACAGGUCAACAAAUAUACCAAGUAUUUGGUCCAGCUGGAGAAGGGUCUUCCUCGCAACAAUGUGGUACCAAUUUUGAAGGAGAAAGUGGACGCUAUGAAGCAGAGGUUGCCGUUGAUCAUUGAUUUACGGAACCCCUGCAUGAAACAAGAUCAUUGGCUGGCAUUGGAAACUGUUGUUGGGAAACCCCUGGACAAGGAUCAUGCAUCCCUGGCAGCGCUGGAGGAAAUUAAUGUCUUUGCUUAUGGGCAAGAGAUCCAGAAGGUGUCGGGACAAGCUUCAGGGGAGGCAUCGGUGGAGGGGAUUAUUGCAAAGGUUGAGGACAUUUGGAAGACAACUGAAUUUACAGUCCUCUGUCAUGGCGACUCCAAGGAAGUCUUCAUUUUGGGAGGCACAGAUGAGAUUCAGGUGCUGUUGGAUGACAGCAUCAUCAACGUAGCCACGGUGGCUUCGUCCCGCUAUGUCGAUCCUAUCAAGCCCAAGGUUGACAAACUCACCAAACAGUUGACACGUUUCAAUAAAACACUGGAUGAAUGGCUCACAUGCCAGAGAAAUUGGCUCUACCUAGAAAGCAUCUUUGUUGCACCAGACAUCAAGAGGCAGCUUCCCGAGGAGUCCAAGAAGUUUGUGAAAGUGGACAAGUCCUGGAGAGAGAUCAUGUACAAAGUGAAUAAGAUGCCAAACGCUCUGAGAGCCGCCACGCAGCCCGAUCUCUUGGAGACUUUUCAGAGAAACAAUGAGCUUUUGGAUGAGAUACAUAAGUGUCUGGAAGACUAUCUGGAGUCCAAGAGAGUGAUAUUCCCUCGAUUCUAUUUCUUGUCCAAUGAUGAGCUCAUUAAUAUUUUGGCACAAACAAGGAACCCCCAGGCAGUUCAACCACACCUGAGGAAAUGUUUUGAUGCGAUUACACACCUUGAGUUUGCUUUACUCACCGAACAACCAGCCGCAGCAGGAGGGACUAUCCUGGAAGGUGUAGAACCAAGCGGAGAAAAAGUUUACAGCAAAAACAUCCUCAGUAUGGUCUCCCCAGAGGGAGAAAAGGUUGCUUUGACGAAAGGUUUGAAAGCACAAGGCAAUGUAGAAGACUGGCUUUGCAAAGUGGAGGAGGCGAUGUUUGUGUCACUUCGACGCCUGAGCAAGGCAGCUAUCACUGAUUAUGAACUGAGGAGUAGGGAAGAGUGGGUCAUUGCUGGCCACGCAUCUCAGGUGGUGCUGACGAUCUCACAGAUGAUGUGGUGCAAGGACCUGGAUGGCUGUCUGGAGGGAGACCACGAUCAUUUUGCUGCUUUGCAGGAAUUUGAACACACAAAUAUUGAUAGGCUUAAUGCACUGGCUGCUCUGGUCCGAGGGAAGCUGCCUUCUUUACACCGAAAUAUUGUGACUGCCCUUAUUACUAUUGAUGUCCAUGCCAGGGACAUUGUUACUGAUCUUGUCCGGCAGAAGGUGGACACCAGGACCAACUUCGAAUGGCAGCGGCAGCUUCGGUACUAUUGGGACAUUGAUAUUGACAACUGCGUGGCCAAGAUGGCGCUCUCUACUUAUAUUUAUGGCUACGAAUACCUUGGGGCCUGUCCCAGACUGGUGAUCACACCACUCACGGAUCGUUGCUACUUGUGUCUAAUGGGAGCACUCCAGUUAGACCUGGGGGGAGCUCCAGCGGGGCCAGCGGGGACUGGCAAAACUGAGACCACCAAAGACUUGGCUAAAGCUUUGGCUAUCCAGUGUGUUGUUUUCAACUGCUCUGACGGUCUGGACUACAAGAUGAUGGGACGCUUCUUCAGUGGCCUGGCUCAGUCCGGAGCGUGGUGCUGUUUUGACGAGUUCAACCGGAUCGAUAUUGAAGUGCUGUCAGUCAUUGCCCAGCAGCUGAUAACCAUACGAAACGCCAAGGCCGCAAAGCUGACCAGGUUUCGCUUUGAGGGCAGAGAUAUCAAGUUAGUGAUGACAUGUGCUGCAUUCAUUACCAUGAACCCGGGCUACGCUGGAAGAACUGAACUGCCAGACAACCUUAAAGCUCUCUUUAGACCCAUAGCUAUGAUGGUUCCCAACUAUGCUCUCAUCGCUGAGGUGAUUUUGUACUCGGAGGGAUUUGAGUCCAGCAAAAUUCUAGCGAGGAAGAUGACCCAGAUGUACAAGCUUUGCUCCGAGCAGCUGUCCCAGCAGGACCACUACGACUUUGGCAUGAGAGCUGUCAAAUCUGUUCUGGUCAUGGCAGGGUCCCUGAAGAGAGAUAACCCACACCUCAGUGAGGAUGUGGUCCUCAUCAGAGCACUGAGGGAUUCUAACCUGCCAAAGUUCCUCACGGAUGAUGCAGUGCUUUUCGGUGGCAUUUUGUCUGACCUCUUCCCCGGUGUGGUCAUUCCCGAGCAUGACUACGGCAUCCUGCACUCCACCAUUCAAGACUCGCUUGUGAAGAAAAACCUGCAACCCCUGGACAGCAUGAUCAAUAAGGUGAUCCAACUCUACGAGACGAUGAUUGUCCGCCAUGGUGUCAUGUUGGUGGGGCCCACCGGUGGAGGUAAAACCACAUGCUACAAGAUACUGGCAGACACAUUGGAUACUCUUCAUGGUGCAGGACUCAGUGAGAGCAACCCCUUCUAUCAACCCGUCAGGAUGUAUAUUCUCAAUCCUAAAUCCGUCACCAUGGGGGAGCUCUAUGGAGAGAUUAACAAGUUAACGCUUGAGUGGGUCGAUGGACUCAUGGCGCUGAGCGUGCGAUACGCAGUGAAUGACACGAGUGAUGACCAUAAAUGGGUGAUAUGCGACGGACCAGUCGACGCUCUGUGGAUUGAGAACAUGAACACUGUGCUGGAUGACAACAAGAUGCUGUGUCUGGCCAACAGUGAACGGAUCAAGCUUACCCCAUCCAUACAUAUGGUGUUUGAGGUCCAGGAUUUGGCUGUUGCCUCUCCGGCCACUGUCAGUCGCUGUGGGAUGGUCUUCAUUGACCCUGAUGAGCUGAGGUGGAUGCCGUACGUUCAAACAUGGAUCACAGGUCUUGGCUCCAAGCUUCCAGAAUCAGUCCGGACUUUCUUGUUGGAGUUGUUCGAGCAGUAUGUGGACAGUGGUCUUCAAUACGUGUGGAAAAAUUGCACACAAGCCAUUCGUCAGGUGGACAUCAGUAAAGUCCACACUCUAUGUUCCCUGCUGGAAGCUCUGCUGCUGGGGAAAAAAGGACCAGAUCUCAAAAUGGAUGCUGAGAAGCUGAACUCACUUCUCACUCAAACGUUCGUGUUUUCCUAUCUGUGGGCCGUGGGAGGGAAUCUCAACAGCGCUCACUGGCCAGAUUUUGACAGCUUUGUCAAAAAGCAAUUUAGUGACAGGGAGGAAAUUCAGGUCCUAAACAACACCCCGUUGUGGAACGUGUACAUGAACUAUGCUCAAGGUUGCCUUGAGUCGUGGGAGAAGAUAAUCCCUCAAUUUAGGUAUGACCCGGAACAACCGUUCUUCGAAAUGCUGGUUCCCACCAUGGACACCGUCUGCUACGGCUACCUGAUGGAAAAACUGCUGUCAGUGCGACGAUCUGUUCUUUUCACUGGCGCCACUGGCGUGGGAAAGUCUGUUGUAGCGCGGGGGCUUCUCAACAGCAUCCAGGAAAACGCAGGCUAUGUUCCAGUCUACAUCAACUUCUCAGCUCAAACAUCAUCAGCUCGUACUCAAGAAAUCAUCGAAUCUAAACUGGAGAAAAAGAGAAAGAACCUUCUCGGUGCUCCUGGCAAGAAGAAGGUGGUAGUUUUCGUGGAUGAUCUGAAUAUGCCCAAACUGGACAGCUAUGGUUCACAGCCCCCCAUCGAACUGCUGCGGCAGUUCCAGGACUUUUCAGGCUUCUAUGACAGACAGAAGUUUUUUUGGAAGGGAAUAAAGGAUAUGACAAUUGCUGCUGCCUGUGCACCGCCAGGUGGAGGACGCAAUCCUGUGACUCCGAGAUUCAUCCGUCACUUCACCAUGCUGUGUCUGCCCACACCGUCGGAGCAGAGUCUCAAGCACAUCUUCAAAGCCAUUUUGAUCGGCUUUCUCAACGAGUUCACUGAUGAAGUGAGAAACUGUGGCGGCCAGAUUGUAAACGCUGCAGUCGAAAUCUAUAAUCGAUUAAGUGUGGAUCUCCUGCCAACCCCUGCUAAGUCACACUACGUUUUCAAUCUGAGGGAUCUGUCAAAGUGUGUUCAAGGCAUUUUACAGACCGAGCCAACUCAGAUUAGAGACAAGAACCAGAUCUUCCGUCUCUUCUGCCACGAGUGUCAACGCGUGUUUCAUGAUCGCCUCAUCAACAACGAGGACAAAGAUUAUUUCAACGGCAUCGUCUGUCAGAUGGCCAAAAAGUAUUUUGACAUCAAAAUGGAGCCGUCAUACUUUGUAACCAAUCCGAUCAUUUUUGGGGACUUUAUGAAGGUUGGUGCCGACAAGGAAGAUCGUGUUUACGAAGAUCUUACUGACAUGGACAAGAUCCAGGGCGUCCUUCAGGACUACCUUGAUGAUUACAACAUGACGUUCUCCAAGGAGACCAAGCUGGUUUUCUUUCAGGACGCCAUUGAGCAUGUUUCAAGAAUUGCCCGAAUGAUUCGACAAGAGCGAGGGAACGCUCUGCUGGUUGGUGUGGGAGGAACAGGCAAACAGUCGCUCACCCGUCUGGCCGUCCACAUUUGUGCAUACCAGUGUUUUGAAAUUGAGCUGAGUAGAGGAUACAACUAUGACAGUUUCCAUGAGGACUUAAGGAAACUCUAUAAGUUAGCUGGAGUUCAAGGAAAAGACACGGUCUUCCUCUUCACGGACACUCAGAUUGUUGUGGAGGAAUUUUUGGAGGAUGUGAACAACAUGCUGAACUCUGGAGAGGUGCCCAACCUAUUUGAAAAAGAUGAGUUGGAGCAGGUUUUGGCAGCUACACGGCCCAAAGCCAAAGAGGCUGGAAUUAGCGAGGAGAACAGGGAUGAGGUCUUCCAGUUUUUUAUUUCUCGCGUACGAGAGAAAAUGCACAUUGUGCUGUGCAUGAGUCCGGUAGGCGAUGCAUUCAGGGCCAGGUGCCGGAUGUUCCCGUCCCUGGUCAACUGCUGCACUAUCGACUGGUUUGUUCAGUGGCCUCGAGAGGCCCUGCUGUCCGUCUCAAACGCCUUCUUCCUUAAUGUGGAUUUUGGAACAGAGGAGCUGAAAAAAAGCUUCUCCACUCUGUGCGUUGAGAUACAUGUGAGUGUCAGUGUGAUGGCUGACCGUUUCUACGAAGAGCUGAGACGCCGCUACUACACCACGCCAACCUCUUACUUGGAGCUUAUCAACCUCUACCUGUCCAUGCUUGAGCAGAAGAGGGAGGAGCUUGUGCUGGCGAGGGAUCGUGUGAAAAACGGUCUGAUGAAGCUUCUGGAAACAAACGACCUGGUUGAUACCAUGAAGGAAGAACUUUCCGCGCUGGAACCCAUUUUGAAAAAGAAAUCCUCUGAUGUUGAUGCCUUGAUGAAAAAACUGGCCGCUGAUCAAGAGAAGGCCGAUGAGGUGCGGAACAUUGUCAAAGAGGACGAGGCGAUCGCCAAGGUGAAGGCCGAAGACACACAGGCCAUGGCUGAUGAUGCCCAGAAGGACUUGGAUGAAGCAAUGCCAGCUCUAGAGGGCGCAAACCAGGCCCUCAAUUCUUUGGACAAGGCUGACAUUUCAGAGAUCAAAGUGUUCACCAAACCCCCAGACUUGGUCAUGACUGUGAUGGAAGCAGUUUGCAUCCUACUGAGCUGCAAGUUAGUACCUCCUUUCAGUGUCAUAUUCCUCUCUGAGACAUCUUCAAUACCAUGUGUUUGUCUCGACAGACCGGACUGGCCCAGCGCCAAACAAUUGCUGGCAGAUGCCAACUUUGUUAAACGUCUCAUGGAAUAUGACAAGGACAACAUCAAGCCUCAGAUCCUUGCGAAGCUGAAAAAAUACAUCAAUAAUCCCGAUUUUGUUCCAGAAAAGGUGGAGAAAGUGUCUAAAGCCUGCAAAUCCAUGUGUAUGUGGGUCAGAGCGAUGGAUCUUUACUCUGGAGUGGUCAAAGAAGUGGCACCUAAAAAAGAAAAGCUGGCCAAAGCUCAGGAGGAACUUGCUAUCACCAUGGCCACAUUGCGGGAGAAGCAGCAGAAGCUUUUGGAAGUGGAGAACCAAAUCAAGGCAUUGCAGGAUCAGUUCAACAACAGCCUGGAUGAAAAAGACAAUUUAGUCCAAACCAUGGACUUGACACAGGCUCGACUGACCAGGGCUGGAAAGCUAACUGCUGCUCUGGGGAAUGAGCAAGUGCGUUGGGAGGAAAGCAUCGCCAAGUAUGAGCAGGAGAUCAUCAACGUUGUCGGGAAUGUCUUCAUCGGCGCUGCUUGUGUGGCCUACUAUGGAGCGUUUACUUCUCACUACAGACAGCUGUUGAUCGACCAGUGGAUAAUACUCUGCCAGGAACUCAACAUUCCUAUCAGCGCUAACUUCAGCCUCAUCAACAUUCUGGGCGACCCCUUUGUCAUCCGCCAGUGGAACACUGAGGGUCUUCCUCACGACGUUGUCUCAAAGGAGAAUGGCAUUCUGGUCACGGAAGGUCGUCGCUGGCCUCUGAUGAUUGACCCGCAAGAUCAAGCCAACAGAUGGAUCCGAUCUAAGGAGGCUAAACACGGUCUGAAGGUGAUAAAACUAACAGAUCCUAGCUUCUUACGCACUCUAGAAAACGGCAUUCGCAUGGGCACGCCAGUGUUGCUGGAGGAGAUAAAAGAGACACUGGAUCCAGUUCUGGAGCCCAUCCUUCUGAAGCAGACCUUUAUGUCUUGUGGCCGUAUGCUGAUUCGACUGGGCGACUCCGAUAUUGACUACGACAAAAACUUCCGCUUCUAUAUGACGACAAAGUUGGCUAAUCCACACUAUCUACCUGAGGUUUGCAUUAAAGUGACAAUCAUCAACUUCACUGUGACCAAAUCUGGCUUAGAAGAUCAGCUGCUCAGUGAUGUGGUGCGUCUUGAGAGUCCACAUCUGGAGGAACAGAGGAAUGAGCUGAUCGUGCGCAUCAACGCAGAUCGCAACCAGCUGAAGGACAUCGAGGACCGCAUCCUCAAGCUUCUCUUCACCUCGGAGGGAAAUAUACUUGACAAUGAGGAGCUCACGCAAACCCUCCAAGAGUCCAAGGUCACCUCAGAGGCUAUUAAAGAGCGUCUGAGAGAGGCCGAGUCCACUGAGGAGAUGAUCAACACUGCUAGAGAGCGCUACCGACCCGUGGCUACCCGAGGCUCUGUCCUGUAUUUUGUUAUUGCGAGCUUGUCUGAGAUCGAUCCGAUGUACCAGUUCUCCCUCAAAUACUUUAAACAGCUCUUCAACACCACCAUUGAAACAUCGGAGCCAAAUGACGUGCUGGAGGAACGUCUGCAGAUCCUUCUGGAUCAAAUCCUGCUCAACUCCUACAUCAACGUGUCUCGGGGCCUCUUUGAACAGCACAAGCUCAUCUACAGCUUCAUGCUGUGUGUGGAUAUCAUGAAGCAGCGUGAGGAGAUCUCUGAGGCAGAGUGGCAGCACUUCCUGAGUGCAGCAGCCUCUUUAGAAAAGGAAUAUCCUGAGCGCCCAGAUGUACCGUGGCUUAGUGAUCUUGACUGGAGGAUGUGUUGUGAGUUGGAGGACGCACUGCCAUGCUUCAAGGGCUUUUGCAAGGAAAUCACCAAGACUCACAUACACAUUACACUUGGACGGUUUGAGGCGUCUUUAAAUCCAAAGGAGUGGCAGGACUAUGUGUCAGAGCUGCCACCACUGGGAGAAGCCAAAGGAAACGAGAUCUGUGGCCACUGGAAUGAACGGUUGGGUGCAUUUCAGAAGCUUGUCAUCAUCAAGAGUUUCAUGGAGGAAAAGGUGGUGUUUGCCUCGACAGAAUUUGUGAUUGUCUCCAUUGGGAAGCAGUUUGUGGAACAGCCCCCAAUUGACCUGGCCAAUCUCUAUAAUGAUAUGUGCCCCUCGACGCCCCUCGUCUUCAUUCUGAGCACUGGGUCCGACCCCAUGGGGGCCUUCCAGCGCUUUGCAAAAGAAAGGGGGGUUUUAGAAAGGGUGGAGUCAAUUUCUUUAGGUCAAGGACAAGGACCUAUUGCAGAGAAGAUGAUUGUGGCCGCUCUACUGAGUGGUAACUGGGUCUUUCUUCAGAACUGCCACUUGGCUGUAUCUUGGAUGUUAGCCAUGGAGGAGUUGAUCAAGACUUUCACAGAACCCGGCACAUCCAUCCAUGAGAACUUCCGUUUGUUCCUCAGUUCCAUGCCAACCAAAGUGUUCCCUGUUACAGUCCUACAAAACUCUGUCAAGGUCACUAAUGAGCCUCCCAAAGGGCUGCGAGCCAAUAUGCGGCGAGCUUUUGCAGAAAUCACCAAUGAUUACUAUGAAGAGCACGUGCUUCAUCGACAGUGGAGGAAGAUUGUCUUUGGGAUCUGCUUCUUCCAUGCAAUCAUCCAGGAGCGAAAGAAAUUUGGUCCAUUGGGAUGGAACAUUCGAUACGAGUUCAAUGACAGUGACAGAGAAUGUGCUCUGCUUAACCUCAGCCUUUACUGCAAAGACGGAAGUAUUCCAUGGGACGCGCUUAUCUACAUCACUGGUGAGAUCACGUAUGGAGGCAGAGUGACGGACUCUUGGGAUCAGCGUUGUCUCCGAACUGUCCUUAAAGGCUUCUUCUCUCCGCCCACUCUCGAGCCCGGAUAUGCCUUUUCCCCUUCAGGGACCUACUAUGCCCCAGAUACGGAUGAAUUGGCAGAAUGCAGGGAUUAUAUUGAAAGCCUUCCCAUCAUCGAUGAUCCUGAGGUCUUCGGCAUGCAUGAGAACGCAAACUUGGCCUUCCAGCGCCAAGAAACUCAGACCAUCAUCAACACAAUCGUGGAUAUAAACCCUCGGUCGUCAGCACAGCAUGGGGCUAAAAGCAACGACGAGAUCGUGUGCGAGCUCGCUCAGUCUAUACUGUCCAAAGUCGUGGAGCGUCUGGACAUGGACAAGGCAACGGACGCAUUGUUCGUCAAAGACAAAAAUGGGCGACUGAACUCACUGACCAUUGUGUUGGGCCAGGAGGUGGACAGAUUCAACAAUCUGCUGAAAGUUCUCAGGAUUUCGCUGAUCACCUUACAAAAGGCCAUUUCCGGAUUAGUGGUGAUGUCUGAAGAGAUGGACAGAAUCUACAACAGCUUCCUCAAGAACCAAGUCCCGUCCCACUGGGCCAACUCUGCUUACCCUUCUCUGAAAACCCUGGCCUCCUGGGUUCGGGACUUGACCUUCAGGACCUCCUUCAUCCAGUCUUGGAUUGAACACGGCAAUCCCAAAUCGUUCUGGAUAUCUGGGUUCUUCUUCCCUCAAGGCUUCCUAACUGGCGUCCUCCAGAAUCACGCCAGGCAUCACAAUCUGCCCAUUGAUGAGCUCAACUUCCGAUACAACAUGGUGCCCGAGUACAUAGACCAGGGGGCGGAGACCUACGAGUGCGAGAUGUACGAGGACAAGAAGUUACCAAAGCCAGAGAAUGGUGUGCUGGUUCACGGAAUGUUCAUGGAGGCAAGUCGCUGGGACGACGACAACAUGGUAAUCGAGGACGCAUUACCUCGGGUGAUGAGCUCAGUGCUGCCCGUGGUCCACUUCGAGCCGGAGCAGAACUAUGAGCCCGAGCCGGAGCUGUAUCACGCACCCCUUUACAAGACCUCCGCACGUCAGGGAACUCUUUCCACCACAGGUCAUUCAACCAACUUUGUUGUGACUGUUAUGCUGCCUUCUCACCGUCCUAGCGACUACUGGAUUUCCAAAGCAUCGGCUCUCCUCUGCCAAUUGGAUGACUGAAGUUUAAGUUAAGUUAAGGUUGUAUUUGCAGCUCUAGUUUCCUGCACCGAGAACGUGACUUGUACACAUAUACAGUAUUGUCAACUCGAUGACAUGGCAAUGUUCUCUCCAUGCUGCGAACGUCACAUUCUUCUAAGGCAAAACAACAGCAAGACAAUAGAUGGGUGUGUUUAGCGAAUACGUACUGCCCCCGGGGGAAAAGAUGAAGCGUUGGACCAGGAACUGUGGAUGUUCGAACAGCGAUGACUAAACACACAGAUGGCUAGCAAGUACAGGCUGCUGAACCAAGGGCAGGAGAAAGUACAGGGGGAGCGAUGAUAAUCCAAUGAUGGAAUAAGCGCAUGUAGCGACAGAAUACGGUUCCACAGACAGAGAAUGUGGAGCAGUGAGACAAACCCAGUGGUGCAAGUGAAAAAAGCAUAUGGGAACAUUCAACACUGACCGCUAUUAAAGAAGUAAACACAAACCGGAACUUACCUCAGGUUAUUUCUGUGUAUGCAUAAAAUGUCAAAUAAAAAGUAUCCACUGGAAUGUAUUCAGGCAUUGCUGUUGCAAUUCCCCCUCCAUUUCUACUACACUUUCUGCUUCGAUUAUUCCCAUUUACCUGCCUCCCUUAGUCUCAUCUUGCAACCAUGACUUCACGCUUUCUUAUGGUCACUGAGCAUCAGCCACUGAGCCUUGCUGUAUUCUACCUCUGAGUCAAAGGUUGUUUUGUCUGGUGACAUUAACAGAUCCCUCCAGAAUAUGACUGACUGUUGCAUGAUUCUGACUUGCCAUAUCUGCAGCAUGACUGCUACGUGAGUUUUCGGAGAUAUAUACUUACAAAA